UGUUGGGCUGACCCUGAAAAUGAGGGUCCCGGCGGCGGUGGGUGGGCCGGAGCUCCGCGGUUUGUGAGGCGGCGCCUGGGAAGAACGGCUUUUGACCUUGGAGGGGGGGAGGGAGUCUGAUACGAAAACGGACUUGGCGGGCAGGAGAAGAGCCGGAGGCUGCUUGGCCAGAGUCUUACUCAGGAGACAGAUGCGAAGACGGCAAGCGGGAACACGCAUCUGGACGCGUGUCAGGCUCGAAGGCAGCGGAGGGUGGGGGGUUCAACGGGAAAGAAGGGAGGGGGCUCAGCACCAGAAGCACGAAGCUGCCACCUCUGGGACCUGUUUCGGGGGGAGACGCCGAAUUUCGGGGUUCGCGUGGAAAGCCCGUCCUUGAAAGGCUCUUGUGAAUAAAGGCACAAUGCUGGAAUCCUAUGUAACUCCUAUUCUAAUGAGUUAUGUGAAUCGUUACAUCAAGAAUUUGAAGCCCUCUGAUUUACAGUUGUCACUCUGGGGAGGAGAUGUAGUUCUCAGCAAACUUGAGCUAAAACUCGAUGUUCUUGAACAGGAGCUGAAAUUGCCGUUUACCUUUUUAAGUGGACACAUUCAUGAAUUGCGUAUUCAUGUACCAUGGACAAAACUUGGUUCGGAACCAGUCGUGAUUACGAUCAAUACAAUGGAAUGCAUCUUGAAGUUAAAGGAUGGACUCCAGGAUGACCAUGAAAGUUGUGGUUCCAGUUCAACAAACCGUAGUACUACAGAAGGUUCAAAAACGACAGUGAAACCAAGAAAAAUUCAACACACUUCUCCUGAUCCUGAUUUGCCACCAGGUUAUGUACAAAGUUUGAUUUGGCGGGUUAUAAACAACGUCAACAUCAUCAUUAACAACCUCAUACUCAAAUAUGUGGAGGAUGACAUUGUUCUUUCUGUUAAUAUUACUUCUGCGGAAUGUUACACAGUAGAUGAAUUUUGGGAUCGAGCCUUUAUGGAUAUAUCAGCAACUGAUUUGGUACUAAGGAAAGUGAUAAACUUUUCUGAUUGUACAGUUUGUCUAGACAAGAGGAAUGCUAGUGGCAAAAUUGAAUUUUAUCAAGAUCCUCUGCUAUACAAGUGUUCAUUUAGAACUCGCUUGCACUUCACUUAUGAUAAUCUUAAUUCUAAAAUGCCGUCCAUUAUUAAAGUUCAUACUUUAGUUGAAAGUCUGAAGCUUUCUAUUACUGAUCAACAGCUUCCUAUGUUUAUCCGUAUAAUGCAGCUUGUAAUUUCACUGUACUAUGGAGAAAUUGGUAAUGUUAAAGAUGGAGAAAGUGAAGACCCUGUUUGUCACACCAAGGAUAUCUUGGGUAAUAUCUCAGGUGCAGAAGAUGAAAUAGGCAAAGACAUUUCUCCAGAAUUUUAUAUCCCACAAGACGAUGAUCAACAGCAAGGAUGGGUGUCCUGGGCCUGGUCAUUUGUACCGGCUAUUGUGGGCACUGAUGAUGAAGGUAGAGAUGAUGUUGGAGAGGAUGAUGGAACGAUGAACCAACAGAAAAGUCCAAUCAUUAAGGAUCCCAUUGUUUCCAUAGGAUUUUAUUGCACAAAGGCAACAAUCACUUUCAAACUCACUGAAAUGCAAGCUGAAAGUAGUUAUUACAGUCCACAGAAAGUAAAAUCCAAAGAAAUAAUUUGCUGGCAACAAGAAGGAACUACCAUUGAGGCCCUUAUGAGAGGAGAACCUUUCUUUAAUUGCCAAAUAGGAUUUGUUGGUUGCCAAGCCUUUUGCCUUAAAGGAAUCAUGGGAGUUAAAGAUUUUGAAGACAACAAGAAUAGAAGUGAAUCAGAAGCAUGCUUUUUCCACUGUGGAGAAAAUCUCAGUACAAAAGGAAUGACAUAUCUUACCAAUUCACUAUUUGAUUAUAGAAGUCCCGAAAACAAUGGUGUCCGUGCAGAAUUUAUUUUGGAUGCAGCUGCCCAUAAGGGUCUGGAAAUCAGCCAGAUGUGACUUCUGUGAAGAUUGAAGACUUCAGUGGUGUUCAGGAGAUGUCUACAAAAAGUCUUAUUUUAGGACCUCUCAGUCUUCGACUUGAUAGCAGUGCAGUGCACAGAAUUAUUAAAAUGAUUGUUUGUGCUCUGGAACAUGAAUAUGAACCUUAUAGCAAGUCUAAAUUAGAUUUUAUAGAAGGAGCCAAAGUUUUGCCAAACACAGAAGAAGCUGCUGCCUUAGAGGAAUAUAUUCCAACUCGGAUCACAACCUUUACCAUUUUGAAAUGCACUGUCACUAUUCCUAAGGCUGAAUUCAACCUGCUUGCCCAUUUAUUGCCUGUCAUCAUGGGUCAAAAGAGUUCAAGCAGCUUCUUAACUACAACAAAUCUUCAGUUGCUACGGCCUCUGCCUUGUCUUCGAAUAUUAGUAGAUAAAAUGAUCCUGGAACAUUCAGUGCCAAUGUAUGCCGAUCAACUUGUGCAAUAUGUCAGCAGCCUUAAUCAACCAUCUGAUAAUUUACUUCACUAUUGCUAUACGCACUGCUAUCUUAAGAUAUUUGGUUUUCAGGCGGGAUUGACAUCAUUGGAUAUUAAUGGAUCUUAUAGUUUACCAAUUCCAGUAAUUCCUUCAUUCAGCACAGCUGUAUAUGGCAAAAUGCUUAAACUACCUAAAUACUGGUCUAAGCGAUCUAAUACUGCAGUGAACGAAUUUAUAUUUGAACUUCCAAAUUUGACAAUUCAAGCUACAAGAGCUCAGAACUUUCUAAUGCAAACUAUUUGGCAGAGUUGGGCUUAUACUGGAAAUUCCAAUUCAUCAUUAGUGAAUGAAAGUUUAAUGAACGAAGUCUUCCAAAUAUCAGGUGUGAAAACUAAGAAUCCUCAACCGAGUCUUGAGGGUUCAAUCCAAAAUGUUGAAUUGAAGUACUGCAGUACAUUGCUGGUCAAAUGUGCCUCUGGAACCAUCGGAUCAAUAAAAAUUUGUGCCAAAGCCCCAGGUGAAGGUGGAAAAGAGAAACGUAUCCCUUUAAUACAAGGUCCAUCCGAUACCAGAGACCUACACAACAGCAAAUGGCUCAAGGAAAGCAGAAAGCCAGAAUCACUCUUUGCUCCAGAUUGGUUAGCUUUCACCAUUCAGAUCCCUCAGUGUAAGGAUUACAGCUACAGUUCUGGAGCAGUGCUUUUGGCCAGCAUGCAGGGAUUAACCAUUAAUAUUGAUCCAGUUUUAUAUACUUGGCUCAUGUACCAACCUCAGAAACGGAGCAGCAGAUUGAUGCAGCAGGCUGCAUCUGUCUCUCUCGGGACACCCGUCACAAGGAAAAAAGAUGAUGAGAUGUCAGUUGGGAGCACACCAUUGGUUAAGCAUCAGUCCAAUCAGGCUUCUGAAUAUGCCAGUAGCCCUAUAAAAACAAAAACUGUAACAGAAUCGCGACCAUUAUCAGUACCUGUAAAAGCCAUGCUGAGUUCAGCUGAAAUGUGCAGCAAAAGUCCUGAAGAAAGAAUGAAAGAAUUUAUUAGUGUGGUAUGGAAUGCAGUUAAGUGCCUUACCCUUCAGAUGGAAGUGCAGUCAUGUUGCGUGUUCAUUCCCAAUGACAGCCUGCCAUCUCCCAGUACUAUUGUGUCUGGUGAUAUUCCUGGCACUGUCCGUAGUUGGUAUCAUGGGCAGACUAGUAUGCCUGGAACUCUUGUCAUUUGCUUACCCCUUCUAAAGAUUAUGAGUGCUGGGCACAAGUACAUGGAACCCCUCCAAGAGAUUCCCUUUGUUGUGCCAAGACCAAUACUUGAAGAAGGAGAUGCUUUUCCUUGGACAAUCAGUCUGAAUUAUUUCAGCAUCUAUACGCUCCUGGGGCAGCAAUUGACUCUUAAUAUCAUAGAACCUGUUGGCUGCACUUCUACUCUGGCAGUUACUUCACAAGUGUUGCCCACUGCAGGAUCAGAAUCCAGGCACUCAUUUGUUGUAUGUCUUCAUGUUGACCUUGAAUCACUUGAAGUAAAAUGCUCAAAUCCUCAGGUGCAACUGCUAUAUGAACUAACAGAUUUGAUGGAGAAAGUUUGGAAUAGGAUUCAUAAGAAGGGAAUUUUCCAUCAGUCUCUGGCACAUACAGAAUCUGUUUCAGGGCCUGUACCACCUGUUUCACCUGUUAAAAGUAGUAUUGGGACUGCUCCCCUGGAUGCCAGUACAUGUAGUCCAUCAGCUGACAUUGGGACAACUACAGAGGGUGAAUCCCUCCAAGGUGGUGAUGAUUCUCCAUUCUCAGACUCUGUUACCUUAGAGCAAACAACAAGCAAUAUUGGCAUCUCAAGCGGACGUGUGAGUUUAUGGAUGCAGUGGAUGUUGCCGAAGCUUACUGUAAAGUUAUUUGCACCAGAUCCAGAAAGCAAAGGCACAGAGAUAUGUGUGGUUGGUGAGUUAGAAGAUCUCAGUGCCUCAGUAGAUGUACAAGAUGUCUACACUAAAGUAAAGUGUAAAAUAGAAAGUUUCAACAUUGACCACUACAGAAAUAGACCAGGAGAAGGCUGGCAAUCUGGACAUUUUGAAGGGAUAUUUCUACAAUGCAAAGAAAAGCUUGUGCUUUGGGGAAGAUUCUUGGUCUCUGGGGAAAUGUGGAGGUGUCUUCCUUUCCUGUACUGACAAGCUGAACAGACGUACAUUAUUGGUUCGACCGGUCAGCAAGCAGGACCCUUUCAGUAACUUCUCUGGCUUCUUUCCUU
Molecule: messenger RNA, 4649 nt
Organism: Thamnophis sirtalis
Lineage: Eukaryota; Metazoa; Chordata; Lepidosauria; Squamata; Natricidae
Source: RefSeq, a predicted model, not a curated record